AUGGUGUUUAAAUCAUUUGUUCAUCAAUACUGCUUUAUAUCCAAAAUCACACCUGACAAAGACGUUAUUGUCAUGGCUGAUGAAUUUUGGAGGCAAUUUUAUGGGAAAAAUUUCAAAGGUGGUCAAUCAACUCUUUAUUUAGGAGAUAGAUUUUGGAACGUUAAGAUGGACGGAUUAACUGACAGCUGUGUUUUUACUCAUGGAUGUUCUAAGAUGGUAAACAAUCUUGCCUUAGACAACCGAUCUAUCUUUGUCUUUUCAAUGGUUGGAAAUAAAAUUUUCGAGCUUUCAGUCUUUAAUCAUCAAACCAGUACUCAAAUUCAGAACAACAAGGUUGAGUUAGUUGUUUUGGAUGACUCCAUCUAUGGUGAUGAUGGUGAUGAUUUGGUUAUUGCGUCCGAACAUAAGGAGAAGUGUAGUACUGCCGAAACUGACUUUCAGGAAAGUGUUGUUGUGGAAUGUGAAGACGACAAAUUUCAGUUGGCAAGUUUUGAGUCUGUGUUCAAUGAUAUUGAUGAUUCGAAGUUUGAUAACUUUUUCUCAUCUCUACUUGAAAUGGAAGACCUUAAGAAGAAUUUCAAAGAUGAUUGA
Molecule: messenger RNA, 591 nt
Organism: Helianthus annuus (common sunflower)
Lineage: Eukaryota; Viridiplantae; Streptophyta; Magnoliopsida; Asterales; Asteraceae
Exons: 5
Coding region: 1-591 (196 amino acids)
Source: RefSeq, a predicted model, not a curated record